Ipomoea nil (Japanese morning glory) is the source of this 3716-nucleotide messenger RNA. RefSeq names its product putative receptor-like protein kinase At3g47110. Gene Ontology annotation, biological process: protein phosphorylation. Lineage: Eukaryota; Viridiplantae; Streptophyta; Magnoliopsida; Solanales; Convolvulaceae. Bases 80 to 3463 code for a protein of 1127 amino acids. Gene Ontology annotation, molecular function: protein binding; protein kinase activity; ATP binding. The record is from RefSeq and is a predicted model, not a curated record. The transcript is spliced from 6 exons.
UUGCAUAGGUAGCUAUGGAGAAAUUUUGCUCAAUCAAUUUGGCUAUAUAAAGCACUCAACUAAUAAAUCCAUUAUAUAAAUGCCCAAUACCCACUCACAAAGUAAAUUGUGCUAUUUCAUGGAGAUUUCUAGUUGUUUUUCCUUCUCCAUCUUCUUCUUCAUGCACUUCCUAGUGGUUUGCAUGACCAUUAAUGCCCUUACCAACAUCACAACCGACAAACAUGCCCUCCUUUCUUUGAAAUCUAGUAUUUCUUUUGAUCCAUACAAUACUUUAACUCAUAAUUGGUCGAUCAGUAAUGUAUCUCCUUGUAACUGGGUUGGAGUUACUUGUAGCUCUCGUCAUAAUAGAGUGACGGCUUUGGACCUUUCUUACAUGGGUCUUGUGGGAGAAUUAACUCCACAUUUGGGAAACCUCUCAUUCCUUAUUUCACUUAACCUGAGCCAGAACAACUUUCAUAAUUCCUUACCUCAAGAGCUUUCUCAAUUGCGACGUCUGAAAACUCUUCAAUGCAGCGUCAACAACUUUAGUGGUUUUCUUCCCCCUUCUCUGUUCAAUCUUUCAAAACUUGAGAUAUUACACUUAGGAGACAAUUCUCUUGAAGGAACUAUUCCUAGAGAUAUUGACAACCUUCCUCGGCUAAAGUGGUUAAACAUAAGCUUUAAUCAUUUUAGUGGGAAUUUUCCUUUAGGCAUCUUAAAUUUGUCUAUGAUGGAAACUUUAUCUCUCUCAUAUAAUAGCUUCUCUGGUCAUCUUCCACUCGAUUUGGGAAAUCAUCUCCCAAGGCUCCAAACAUUUAUCAUGGUUACGAAUAAAUUUGAUGGUGAAAUUCCUUCAAGUUUAUCAAGAUGUUCAUUGCUUCAAACAAUAGCUUUGUCUUACAACAAAUUUAGUGGAAAUAUACCAAAGGAAUAUGGGAACUUAACGCGGCUUGAGUGGUUAGAACUUAACAACAAUCACUUAACAGGCGCUAUUCCAAAGGAGUUAUGUGUUUCAUCAUCUUUGCAUUAUCUUUUCUUAUAUAACAACAUACUCUCUGGAGCUAUACCAAAGGAAAUUGGAAACUUAACAGCAGUCGAGCUCUUAUCUAUUGAAUUCAACAACUUCGGAGGUGUAAUACCACAAGAAAUUGGAAAACUUUAUACAUUGAAGUGGGUAGGAUUGGGAUCCGCUAACUUAAGUGGGACAAUACCAAAAGAAAUUUUCAACAUUUCUUCAUUGAUAUUUAUUGAACUUUCAGACAACAACCUUGUGGGCACUCUCCCCACAAGUAUUGGGUAUGCUCUACCAGAUCUAGAAAUUCUCUAUCUUGGUAUCAAUUUCAUCUUGGGAGUAAUACCAGAUUCAAUAUCAAAUUGUUCAAAACUUACUAUCUUAUCCCUUGAAGGUAAUAGAUUUAGCGGCACGUUACCUACAUUUCUUGGAAAUCUAAGACUCCUAGAACAGCUACAUUUGCAAGGUAACAUGCUCACUAACAACCCUGCAUCACAAGAGUUAAGUAUCAUCAACUCCUUGGUUAAUUGCAAUUAUAUAAAAGAAGUAUUGUUAACUGGUAACCCUCUAUAUGCUAUCCUUCCAUCAUCCAUUGGGAAUCUUUCCUCAUCUUUUGAGUUUCUUGCUGUUGAGGAUUGUGGGUUAAAGGGCACCAUUCCUAAUCAAAUUGGGAACUUAAGUAGCUUGGUUACCUUAAAUCUGGAAAGCAAUAACUUAAGGGGGUUUAUUCCACCAGUACUUGGAAGGGUACAUGAGCUUCAACGGUUGUAUCUUGGUAGUAACAAAUUCAAUGGUCCCAUUCCUCAUAGCCUUUGUGAAGUCAAGUAUCUAGGGGAAUUAUAUUUACACAACAAUCAACUUUCUGGUGGUGUACCAAAAUGCUUUGGUAAUAGUACUUCCCUUAGGAAUAUUGAUUUUGGUUCAAACCGUUUGUCUUCAAGAAUACCUUCAAGUUUGUGUUCUCUCAGAGAUCUAUUAACGCUUGAUUUGAGUUCAAAUUUUUUGGAUGGAUUUCUACCUGUUGAAGUUGAAGGGUUUAAGGCACUUUACUCUCUUAACAUAUCUCAGAAUGAGAUCUCGGGAAAUAUCCCAAUUACAAUUGGACAGUUGCAAAAUUUACAAUCUCUUUCCCUUGCAAACAAUAGACUAGAAGGGUUUAUUCCAAAACAAAUAAGUCAAAUUAUUUCCUUGAAAUUUUUGGACUUAUCUUUGAAUAGACUCUCGGGUUCAAUUCCAGUGUCUUUGGAAAGACUUGCGUACCUCAAAUACUUUAAUGUCUCUUUCAACGAAUUGAGUGGUGAAAUUCCAUCCGGUGGUUGUUUCAAGAAUUUCACAAGUGCGUCGUUCUUGUUCAAUGAGGAGCUAUGUGGAAUUCCAAAAUUUCAUGUCCCACCUUGUCAUUUUGCUCACCAUUCAAAGAUUAAAACAGUACUUCUCAUUGCAGUUGCAUCUUUGGGAGCUACUGUAAUAAUUACUUUUUUAAUUGUUGCAACUAUCUUGACAAGGCAACGAAAGAAACAUGAUGUCCCAAUUGUGAUGAAUAUCCACAUUCCAUUGGAUGAAAUAAGGAUAUCUUAUUUUGAACUUGUAAGGGCUACAAGUGGAUUCAGCCAAAGUAAUCUUAUAGGUUCAGGGAGUUUUGGCUCUGUUUAUAAAGGGAUUUUGAAUAACGGAAUGCCUAUUGCAGUGAAGGUGUUUAAUCAAUCAGAACGUGCUCUUAGGAGUUUUGAUGUUGAGUGUGAAGUGCUAAGGAAUUUACGCCAUCGAAAUCUCACUAAAGUUAUUACCUGUUGCUUUUCGGACAACUACAAGGCCUUGGUCCUUGAAUACAUGUCAAAUGGAAGUCUUGACCAGUGGUUGCACUCUCAGAGUAACUUCUUAGAUUUUAUUCAAAGGUUGAAUAUAAUGAUUGAUGUUGCAUGUGCUUUAGAGUAUCUUCAUCACGGUUAUACAAUACCAAUAGUUCAUUGUGAUUUAAAACCUGCAAAUGUGUUAUUGGAUGAAGAUAUGGUUGCCCAUGUAAGUGAUUUUAGUGUGACAAAGCUUUUAACCAAGGAAGAAAACUUCUUGCAAACAGAAACUCUAGCAACAUUGGGCUAUAUGGCACCAGAGUAUGGAUCAACGGGAAUGGUAUCAACACAAUGUGACACUUAUAGCUUUGGGGUUGUGUUAAUGGAAACAUUCUCGAAAAGAAGGCCCAUAGAUGAAUAUUUUAGUGAGGAUUUGAGCUUAAAAAGUUGGAUGAGAAAUUCUAUACCUCACCACAUACUUGAAGUUGUAGAUUCCAACUUAUUGAAGGUAGAGGAUAAAGACUUCACUGCGAAAUUGCAAUGUGUAUCCUCUACACUAGAAUUGGCAUUACAAUGUGUUGCGGACUCUCCAGAAAUGCGGUUAAAUAUGAAAGAUGUAGUAGCAAGGUUGAAUCGAAUCAAACUUCAAUUUCUAAGAGAUUGUGAUGCUCGUAGAGUUUAAAAGUAGAGGAUGAAAUGAAGGUAAUUGCUCAACCAAAUCUCUGCAUGGUAAGCUAAGGUAAGGUAAGACAAUUAUAUCUUUUGAAUUAGUGAUCCUUCUCUUGAUCGCAAUGUAUUUAUGUCAUUAGAAAAUAGUAGAAGAUUUUCUUUAUAUAGAUUUGUUAAUUUCUUAAAAUGUAAUUCAAUAUUAUUUGUUUUUUAGGAUGCCCUAAAUUGUACUCUUAAGUCUUAAUGCUAUAGUGAUAUUCUGGAAA